Molecule: messenger RNA, 3993 nt
Organism: Amaranthus tricolor (Joseph's coat)
Lineage: Eukaryota; Viridiplantae; Streptophyta; Magnoliopsida; Caryophyllales; Amaranthaceae
Product: receptor-like protein 36
Exons: 2
Coding region: 74-3562 (1162 amino acids)
Molecular function (GO): protein binding
Source: RefSeq, a predicted model, not a curated record
UUGAUUUUCCUCUCAUCAUGUAUCUCAAUUCCAGUAUUCUACCCAUCAAAGUAAAAUAAACAAAAAUAACAAAAUGAGAAUUCUUGUUUUCUUCUUAUUUAUUCACUGUCUGAAUAUUAGCUUCAUUAAUGGCGAAAUAUUAUCAGAACAUGAAGCAUUAUUAGCUAUUAAAUCUGCCAUUAAAGAUGAUAAAAGUCUAUCAUCUUGGAAAAACACUACUCACCAUUGCAAUUGGUCAUUCGUCACUUGCUCUUCGUCUUCUCACUCUCCCACUGUCAUUUUCCUGGAUAUCUCCAACUUAGAUCUCAAUGGUACUCUCUCUCCUCAAAUCGGUUUUCUUACAAACCUGCAAUAUCUAUCUCUCCAUGAUAACUAUUUUUAUGGGCAUGUCCCGUCUUCUCUUCCUCUCCUUACAAAACUCCAAUAUCUCGACCUUAGCUUUAACAACUUUAGUGGUGAGAUACCAAAUUCUUUGUCUCUUCUUAAAAAUUUACGUCAUUUGGGUUUAUCAAAUAAUAUAUUACAUGGUGAGAUACCAAAUUCUUUUUCUCUUCUUACAAAUUUGAUUUAUUUGAAUUUAUCAAAUAAUCAAUUACAUAGUGAGAUACCAAAUUCUUUUUCUCUUCUUACAAAUUUGAGUUAUUUCGAUUUAUGUAAUAAUCAAUUACACGGUGAAAUACCAAAUUCUUUUUCUCUUCUUACAAAUUUGCUUUAUUUGGAUUUAUCAAAUAAUCAAUUACAUGGCGAGAUACCAAAUUAUUUUUCUCUUCUUACAAAUUUGAUAGUUUUGAAUUUACCAAAUAAUCAAUUAGAUGGUGAGAUACCAAAUUCUUUUUCUUCUCUUACAAAUUUGAAAUUUUUUGAUUUAUCAAAUAAUCAAUUACACGGUGAGAUACCAAAUUCUUUUUCUCUUCUUUCAAAUUUGAUUCAUUUGGGUUUAUCAAAUAAUCAAUUAUAUGGUGAGAUACCAAAUUCUUUUUCUCUUCUUACAAAUUUGAUUCAUUUGGGUUUAUCAAAUAAUCAAUUACAUGGUGAGAUACCAAAUUCUUUUUCUCCUCUUACAAAUUUGAAAUUUUUGGAUUUAUCAAAUAAUCAAUUACACGGUGAGAUACCAAAUUCUUUUUCUCUUCUUACAAAUUUGAUUUAUUUGGAUUUACUAAAUAAUCAAUUACAUGGUGAGAUACCAAAUUCUUUUUCUCUUCUUACAAAUUUGAGUGUUUUGGAUUUAUCAAAUAAUCAAUUACAUGGUGAGAUACCAAAUUCUUUUUCUCUUCUUACAAAUUUGAAUUAUUUGGAUUUAUCAAAUAAUCAAUUACAUGGUGAGAUACCAAAUUCUUUUUCUUUUCUUACAAAUUUGAAUUUUUUGGAUUUAUCAAAUAAUCAAUUACAUGGUGAGAUACCAAAUUCUUUUUCUCUUCUUAAAAAUUUGAAUUAUUUGUAUUUAUUAAAUAAUCAAUUACAUGGUGAGAUACCAAAUUCUUUUUCUAUUCUUACAAAUUUGAAUUAUUUGGAUUUAUCAAAUAAUCAAUUACAUGGUGAGAUACCAAAUUCUUUUUUUAUUCUUACAAAUUUGAUUUAUUUGAAUUUAUCAAAUAAUCUAUUACAUGGUGAGAUACGAAAUUCUUUUUCUCUUCUUACAAAUUUGAGUGAUUUGGAUUUAUCAAAUAAUCAAUUACAUGGUGAGAUACCGAAUUCUUUUUCUCUUCUUACAAAUUUGAAUUAUUUGUAUUUAUCAAAUAACAAAUUACAUGGUGAGAUACCAAAUUCUUUUUCUCUUCUUACAAAUUUGAUUGAUUUGGAUUUAUCAUAUAAUCAAUUGCAUGGUGAGAUACCGAAUUCUUUUUCUCUUCUUUCAAAUUUGAUUUAUUUGGGUUUAUAUAAAAAUCAAUUACAUGGUGAGAUACCAAAUUCUUUUUCUCUUCUUACAAAUUUGAGUUAUUUAGAUUUAUCAUAUAAUCAAUUACAUGGUGAGAUACCAAAUUCUUUUUCUCUUCUUACAAAUUUGGGUGAUUUGGAUUUAUCAUAUAAUCAAUUGCGUGGUGAGAUACCGGAUUCUUUUUCUCUUCUUUCAAAUUUGAUUUAUUUGGAUUUAUCAUAUAAUCAAUUGCAUGGUGAGAUACCGAAUUCUUUUUCUCUUCUUUCAAAUUUGAUAUAUUUGGAUUUAUCAUAUAAUCAACUCACGGGUCUGUUACCUGUCAACGUUGGAAAUCUUACAAGUCUUCGUUAUUUCGUUGUUGCCAACAAUAACUUGAUUGGAAAAACCACACCACAGAUUACAGGAUACAAUGUCACGAAUUUUAAAAACUCUUCUAUCUGCAACUUGGUUAAUCUUCACAUCCUUGAUUUAUCUUAUAACAAGUUUAAUGGAGAAGUUUCUCAUUGCUUGGGCAAUACUAGUACUCAAUUAGCUGUAUUAAAUCUCCAAUCAAAUAAUUUCAAAGGCAUCAUUCCAUCAGAAUUAUUUUCUACUUGUGAUUCCUUGGAAUAUGUAGAUUUCACUGACAAUCAGUUAGAAGGAGCUAUACCUAGGUCUUUAUCUAAAUGUAGACACUUGAUAUUUCUAAAUUUGAGGAACAACAAAUUCAAAGAUGUAUUCCCCUAUUGGUUAGGUAGCCUUCCAUCUUUAGAGGUUCUCAGCCUAUCCUUUAAUAAAUUUCAUGGUGAUAUAACCAACAAUUUAUCAAAGAUUGCAACAUUUUCUUUUUCAAAUCUACAAAUUCUCGACCUUUCAAACAAUAAUUUCUGUGGUAAGUUGCCAUUCAUGUACAUCAAACAAUUUCGUUCCAUGAUGGAUAACAACAUGUCUAAUAUAGGAAGUCCAAGGUACUUAGAAUAUAGAGCUGGUAGUUAUAUGUACUCCAUCAGAAGUCAAAGGUAUUUAGAAUAUAAUGUUAGUGAUUAUAUGUACUCCAUCAACAUGACAGUAAAGGGGAUGCAACUGGAUUAUAAGAAGAUAAUUAUUUCUAUGUCAACAUUUGAUAUGUCUAAUAAUCACUUUGAAGGAGAGAUUCCAAAUUCGAUAGGAAUGUUGCGAGCACUUCGAAAUCUUAAUCUCUCGCAUAACCUACUUACCGGAAACAUCCCUCCAUCCAUCGGGAACUUAUCAUUGUUGGAUGGUUUAGACCUAUCAUCAAAUAGGCUUAUCGGUGAAAUCCCUCAAGAACUUGUUAGUUUAACAUCUCUCGAGGUUUUUAAUGUUUCAUAUAAUCAACUGGAAGGGCCUAUACCCCAUGGUAACAAUUUUAAUACCUUCCCAUCUGAUUCGUACAAGGGAAAUCUUAAAUUGUGUGGAGCACCAUUACUUGAAUGCAAAAACAACAGUGUUGUGCAAUCUUUGAACAAUGAUAAUGUGGAAGAAAAAACAGAAUUAUCAAUGUGGGAAGUUGUAGUGAUUGGAUUUGGAAGUGGUACAAUUGUUGGUUUGGCUUGGGGGUACUACAUAUUGUCAGUGGGGAAGCCUUUUUGGCUUUUUAAAUUGUUGAACAAGAUGGAAUGGGCUUUACUUGAUAUUCAUGACCACCAUUUCAGUAGAAGAAGUAGAACAAGAAGAACAAAGAACUAAAAGUGAUCAUCUAUGUGGGAAACAUUUCAUUUGUAGCAAGAAGUAGAGUAUGAUGGAAUGAGCCUUUUUGGGCUUUACUUGAAUUUGCAGCAUUUUUUUUUCUUUUCACUGUACUUUAUUCAUAAUUAUAUUUUGUGAUAAUAACAUUUCUUUUCUAUAAAAAAAUAUAAAUGUGUGCCAAAUGGAUGAAUGUGAUAAUCUAUCUAAAAAAGAAAUAUUUCAUUUCAUGAGAUGUCUAUAAAGUAUUAAAAUAUACUUAGUUUUAAUACACUGAUAAUUCCUCAUAAAUUCCAUAAAAUAAAAUAAAAAAUAGAGAUAAAUGGUAACAAAAGGCUAACUAGAAUAAGAAUUACAUAAAUCAAAUUUUAACAACAAAAAAUUUACAAAAUAAUUGGCAGUGUUUUUGAGUAAUAGCAAGCAUUUAUUAAAUA